GGAGGAAUCAAACGCCUAGAAUUGCCAAACCGCGUGCCUCUUUGCUCCUUCCAUGCUCUCCUUUUAUAUAAAAAGACAUUUACCCGACGGUUUCUACCCCCAAGAUUUCUCCUCCACCGCCGUCGCCACCGCCAUCGCCACCGCCAUCGCCGGCGAAAUCAUGGCCACCGCGGCCCUCUUAUUCCUCUCCCUAAUCUCCAUUGCUUUCUCUGAGGUUAUCCCCUCCUCCUACUCCGAAGCUCCCAAAUUCCGCAACGCCGACGCUUGCCCCUUUUCCACCGCCGGCGAAUGUGAUCCCUCUCUUGUCCGCAUCGCCAUGACUCUCGACGCGCAUUACCUCCGCGGAUCGAUCGCCGCCGUCCACUCCAUCCUCCGCCAUAGCUCCUGCCCUGAUUCCCUCUUCUUCCACUUCGUUACCUCCGAUUCUGGCGAUUCGGACAAUGAUCUUGCUGUUGCAAUACGCGCCAUAUUUCCAUCGCUCCGAUUCAUCGCCCAUCGAUUCCACGAGGAUCGCGUACUGGGACUCAUCUCCGCUUCGAUCCGGCCAGCCCUCGAAACCCCUCUUAACUACGCCCGCAACUACCUUGCAGAUCUUCUCCCACCUUGCGUCCGCCGCGUAAUCUACCUUGAUUCCGACAUUCUGGUCGUCGACGACAUCCGCCGCCUUUGGGACUCCGCAUCCAUCGCAUUCGACGCGGCCCCACCCGCCGCAGUGGCGGCGCCCUGCCACGCUAAUUUCUCCCGUUACUUCACUACCGCGUUCUGGAAGGGGCCGUGGGGUCGUUCUGCUUUCGAGGGGCGGCGUCGCCGGCCGUGCUACUUCAACACGGGCGUGAUGGUGAUGGAUCUUGAUCGGUGGCGUGCAAAGGGCUAUAGCCGGCGGAUCGAGAGAUGGAUGGAGGUACAUAAGAGGAAUAGGAUAUACGAUUUGGGGUCUUUACCUCCAUUCCUCUUGGUAUUCGCCGGUGAGGUGGAGGGUUUGGAUCAUCGGUGGAACCAGCACGGGCUCGGUGGCGAUAACUUGAAGGAAAGCUGUCGGGUUUUGCAUCCAGGCCCGGUGAGUCUUCUCCAUUGGAGUGGAAAGGGGAAGCCAUGGGAUCGGAUGGACGCCGGAAAACCUUGUCCUAUUGAUCACCUUUGGAAGGUCUACGACUUGUUUUCACCGACGGUCGCCCCAUCUUCUUCUUCCUCUUCCAUUUCGGUUUCUUCUUCAACCACUUCAAGCAUUUCUAUGUAGAUAGGAUUUGAUUCAAUCAUUCAAUUGUCUAGCCGUGGAAUUCGAUAUUGUAUAGAAUUGCAGAGAUUGUUCUGACGGUUGUUUCAUUCUUUGGGAGAAGUCUUCUCUUUUUUUUUUUUUUUUCUUUUUUGAAUCAUUCUUGUCCAAAAUAAUUGGAAAGGUGGGAUUUUUAUGAUUUAUCUAGUUUGCAUUUCAUCAACUCCCAUGAUUUCUUCUAUGAUUUAUAUACAUAUACCA
Molecule: messenger RNA, 1474 nt
Organism: Phalaenopsis equestris
Lineage: Eukaryota; Viridiplantae; Streptophyta; Magnoliopsida; Asparagales; Orchidaceae
Product: probable galacturonosyltransferase-like 7
Exons: 1
Coding region: 53-1237 (394 amino acids)
Cellular component (GO): Golgi apparatus
Molecular function (GO): glycosyltransferase activity
Source: RefSeq, a predicted model, not a curated record